AUGGGAACCAAACAUCACGAAGAGGCCUUGCAGAAUAGCAUCUUGACUCCAGAGCAGCUAUUCAGACGCUUUGGAAACCCGCAUGUCCUUGACGAUCUUAUUCGACUGCGGGCAGUAGAUGCAACUCAACAGCCUAUCCUCGCGUAUCCAAAUUUCGAAAACGGUCAUGCCUCAUACGAAUAUUUCACUGGACGGGAUCUGGAUGCAAUGAUUGACCAGGCUGCCCAGAUUUUGGUAAACCAGGGCUUUACACCGCAACAGAAUGAUAGUAAAUAUGUCGUGGCACUGCUCACGCCUUCAGACCUAAAUAUGAUUAUCACCUUAUUUGCCCUCAGUCGGUUGGGAUACUCCAUCAUGUUAUUGUCUACUCGUCUUUCCGCCGCCGCUUGUGUCUCUUUGCUCGAUGCUGUCGGUUGUGAUACUAUUCUCUACGAACCGUCCUUGAAUAUUCGAGCGACUAUAGGCGAGGUAUUGAGAUUGAAAGCGAUCGCGUGUCGCUCUAUCGUUCAGAGAGCAUCUCUAAGCCAAGCACAAGUCUCGCCAUCCGUGUCGGCGUUGAAGAGAAGUCGUUCUCACGAAGAACAAGAGAAAAGCGUCGCGAUUAUAAUGCAUUCGUCUGGAUCAACUGGAUUUCCCAAGCCGAUCUUCAUCACCCAUCAGGUACUGAAGAUGUUCAUGAUACGAGGAUCAGAAAUGACGGCAUUCAUCCCACUCCCUUGGUUCCAUUCGUACGGUCUCUGCAAAUAUCUACCAACUAUGUACAUGGGAAAGACGGCGUUCAUGUGGAAUACCUCAUUACCCCUAACUGCUGGGGGUCUGGUUGCCGCCAUGGAAGAAGCACAACCAGAGUCUGUGCACAUAGUCCCGUAUAUACUGCAAUUAUUGGCAGACAGUUCUCACGGAGUUGAACUGCUCCGGAAAUGCAAGGUCGUCACCUACGGUGGCGCUGUCUGUCCUGAUGAGCUGGGCAACCGUUUGGUGCAUGAGGGAGUGCGGCUCGGUUGCCAGUUUGGCUCAACCGAAUCAGGCACUGUCGCAGACUCCACCUCCCGCCCAAAAGAUGAUCCGUACUGGAAUUAUCUGCAAUUCGACAACAAUCUCUGGCAAUUCAUAUGGAUGAAACCAAUCGGCAACUCCCUCUAUGAAGCUGUCUACCUAACUGGUCUUCCCUCGUUACGUUUGACGAAUUCCAACGAUCCUCCGGGAUCUUACCAUUCUCGCGACGUCUUCGAGCCGCAUCCGACAAUCUCCGGUCGAUGGAAAUACAUCAGCAGGCUGGAUGACCGUGUCACGCUGAUCAAUGGCGAAAAGGUUCUACCUCUGCCUAUUGAGGGUACUAUCAAGCAGCACUCGCUGGUUCAGGAAGCUGUUGUUGUGGGAAUUGGGAAGGCGGUUCCUGGGUUGCUCGUUUUUCGUUCUGAGGAGUCCAAGGGUCUUUCUGAUGAAGAAUACUUUGACUCCGUAUGGCCAGCAAUUCAAGACGCGAAUUCCCGAGCCGAGCAAUUUUCACAGGUUGCUCGAGAGAUGGUCGCCGUCUUGCCUCAUGAUGCUCCAUGUCCACGGACAGAUAAAGGCUCAAUUAUUCGGAUGCAGGUGUACAUGAAAUAUGCUGAGGUAAUAGACAGCAUGUAUGCCAGACUCGAGACCGGUGAAGGUGGUAGGUUCGAGCUGGAUACCACGGCCACGGGAGCCCACCUGAUGAAGCUUUGUCAGGAAGUUGGUCUUUCAAUCCCAGGCGCAGAUGUCGACCUUUUCAGUCAGGGAGUUGACAGCUUGAAGGCAAUUCACCUGCGACGCUUGAUUCUUAGGGAUUUCAAGAUCGUGGACAGCGGUGCAAUCAGCCAGAACGUCGUUUUCGAAACUGGAACCAUUGCCCGGCUUGCGGAGCAUAUUUGUUCUGUGCAGAGUGGACGGCAGACGAGGAUUGAAGAUGAAAUCUCGCUGAUACGGGGGUUGAUCAAAAAGUACUCUUCAUUCCAUCAACAUAGUCCGAGCCUAGAGUGUGCCACUGGGAAGAGUGUGAUAUUGACCGGGGCGACUGGCUCUAUCGGAGCACAUAUCCUGGUGACUCUCCUUGACGACGACAGUAUCUCCACUUUGUACUGCCUCACACGCAGAAACAAGCCCAAGGAUGCAAUCCUGAAUACCCUAUCCCAAAAGGACCUACAACUUCCAACCUCCAAAACCCAAAAGAUCAUCGCAUUGCACAGCACCCUCGAAAAACCCAACCUAGGCAUCGACGAAGAAAUACUUCACAAAAUGCAACAAUCAAUCACCCUUAUAAUCCACACCGCAUGGCCAGUCAACUUCAACCUCCCACUAUCCACCUUCGAACCACACAUUAAAGGCCUACACAAUCUCAUACAAUUCUCACUAUCAGUCCACCAACCCACCCCCGCAGCACUAUUCUUCUGCUCAUCUAUCUCGACAGCACUGGGAUUAUCAACACCCGAAGUCCACGAGAAACCAAUACCCGAUCUCCACAGCGCACUAGAAAUGGGCUAUGGUCGCUCCAAAUUCGUGGGCGAGCAUAUCGUUAGCAAUGCGCGAAAAUCGGGUGCCAGGGCAUAUACAUUGCGGAUUGGACAGGUCUCGGGGCACUCUGAGAAGGGGCUUUGGAAUGAUUCUGAAGCUAUUCCGUUGAUGAUUCGGUCUGCGGUGACGUUGAAGGUGCUUCCGGAGUUGGAUGUGGAGUGUUCUUGGUUGCCGGUUGAUGUGCUUGCAAGGGGUAUUAUUGAGAUCACGGGGGCUUGUGAGUGUGUAUCACGGCCUUAUUCGCCAAGGAGUGACAGUAGCGGUGGUUCGUCUUAUUCGAUGGUUGAGGAUGAGGACGACACCGUUUACAACCUCUGCAAUCCGUACACAUUCAGAUGGUCAUCUCUCCUCACAACUCUCCGGGAGCAUGGCUUCGAAUUCAAAACCGUUCCUUUCGAGACCUGGCUUCAGAUGCUACGGGACAGCGAAGCGCGAGGCGAAGAGCUUGUCAAUCCUGCUGUUAAAUUGACGGCGCAUUACGAGGCAACGUAUAGCGGCUCACCAAAACCAGAGCAGCAGGGAAAGAGGUUUCUGACUGGGAAAGCUGAGAGAGAUAGUGUGAGCUUGCGGGAUGGUAGAUUGAGGAUUAUUGAGGAUGGGGUUUUGGGGUCUUCUGCGAGGGAUUGGUUGAAGAGGUGGAGGGUAAAUGAGGAGAAGUAG
Molecule: messenger RNA, 3195 nt
Organism: Aspergillus chevalieri
Lineage: Eukaryota; Fungi; Ascomycota; Eurotiomycetes; Eurotiales; Aspergillaceae
Product: putative NRPS-like protein biosynthetic cluster
Exons: 4
Coding region: 1-3195 (1064 amino acids)
Molecular function (GO): phosphopantetheine binding
Source: RefSeq, a predicted model, not a curated record